AUGAAACGCUUGCGGCAAGAAAUAGCCUCAGUCAUGGAGGGUGGUCAGGUACCAACAAGGGACCAAAUUAAGAAAAUGCCAUAUCUUGCUUGUGUGAUCAAAGAAAGUCUUCGUCUCUAUCCUCCUGUUCCGCUGAACAAUCGGGAAGCGGUACGAACUACUAUUCUACCAAUAGGAGGGGGUCCGGAAGGAGACAAACCAAUGUUGGUAAGGAAAGGUGAACUCGUCGUGUUUUCGCAGUAUGUGAAUUCACGAAAAAAAAACAUCUUCGGUUCUGAUGCAUAUGACUUUCGACCUGAGCGCUGGGAAAGCGGUGAACUUGAGAGUAUUCGCUGGGCUUAUUUUCCUUUCAGUGGUGGACCCCGGCAAUGUCUGGGCGAGGAUUUCGCUCAAAUGGAGGUUUCUUACACUAUAGUCAGGAUACUACAGACAUUCUCGCUGAUCAAGUUACCUGUGGGUGAGCCGAAUGAACCGGUAGGAAGCGAGAGACAGCGGCUGACACUGGUGCUUUUAAGCGCCGAAGGGUGCAAAGUGGAAGUUCGUGUGUAG
Penicillium diatomitis is the source of this 549-nucleotide messenger RNA. RefSeq lists its product as uncharacterized. The transcript is spliced from 2 exons. Gene Ontology annotation, molecular function: iron ion binding; heme binding; oxidoreductase activity, acting on paired donors, with incorporation or reduction of molecular oxygen. The record is from RefSeq and is a predicted model, not a curated record. The coding region runs from base 1 to 549 and encodes 182 amino acids. Lineage: Eukaryota; Fungi; Ascomycota; Eurotiomycetes; Eurotiales; Aspergillaceae.